Molecule: messenger RNA, 3253 nt
Organism: Rhineura floridana
Lineage: Eukaryota; Metazoa; Chordata; Lepidosauria; Squamata; Rhineuridae
Gene: SFRP4
Product: secreted frizzled related protein 4
Exons: 6
Coding region: 94-1365 (423 amino acids)
Biological process (GO): canonical Wnt signaling pathway; non-canonical Wnt signaling pathway
Cellular component (GO): cytoplasm
Molecular function (GO): Wnt-protein binding
Source: RefSeq, a predicted model, not a curated record
CAACUCCCCCCCCUUCCCGGCCCCGAACCACGAACGGCGUUGGUGAAAGAGAACGAUCCCGUUCCCACGUCAUGGGUGGCACCGAUUAUAAAUAUGGUCCCACCGAGUCCAUGGUCGCCUGCCAGCCUCAGAUCGCCCCAGAAGAAGGCUCCGGCUCUUGGCUCAGCCGCACGCCCCGGGAGGGCUCGAACUUUUCAGGGGGCGUGUGGGCGAGGACAGGGCCGGGCUCGCACCCACCGGAGGGGAAGAAGAGCCGGGGGGGUGACCUCCGAGAAGGCGGACACCGAAGGAGCCGCACUGCUCGAGCGGAUGAUGGAGGCGCUGGCCCUCCUGGCGUGGCUCUCGCUGUGGCUCUUCAGGGCCACCGCGGGGCUCCCCGGCUCUCCAUGCGAGCCGGUGCGCAUCCACAUGUGCAGGCACAUGCCCUGGAACAUCACCCGCAUGCCCAACCACCUGCACCACAGCACCCAGGAGAACGCCGUCUUGGCCAUCGAGCAGUACCAGGAGCUGGUGGACAUCGGCUGCAGCCCGGUGCUCAGCUUCUUCCUCUGCGCCAUGUACGCUCCCAUCUGCACCGUUGAGUUUCUCCACGACCCCAUCAAGCCCUGCAAGUCCCUGUGCCAGCGAGCCCGAGACGGCUGCGAGCCCAUCAUGAAGAGGUACAACCACAGCUGGCCCGAGGGCUUGUCUUGCGACGACCUGCCCGUCUACGAUCGCGGGGUCUGCAUCGCGCCCGAGGCCAUCGUCACGGAUCUGCCCGAAGAAGAUGUGAAGUGGAUUGAUUUAUCUGACGAUGUGAUGGUCCACGAAAAACCUCUGCUUUCCGGAUGCAAGACCUCAAACCUCGAUCGCUGCAAGUGUAAGAAGGUAAAGCCCAUGCUAGCGACGUAUCUGACCAAAAACUACACGUACGUUAUUCAUGCUAAAGUAAAGAGAUUGGAGAGAGGAAGCUGCAAUGAAAUCACCACAAUGGUUGACGUGAAAGACGUACUGAAAUCUUCAACUCCAGUUCCCCGUUCUCUUGUUCCUCUGCAUACCAAUUCUUCCUGCCAAUGCCCGCCUCUUCUACCAAAACAGGAUGUCCUAAUUAUGUGCUAUGAGUGGCGCUCAAGAUUGAUGCUUCUUGAUGGGUGCUCAGUUGAAAAAUGGAAGGACCCAUUAAGUCAAAGAUUUAAGAGAUGGGAACAGCGACUCCAAGAACAUAAGCUACGAAGAGCCCCAAAUAAAAACCAGAAUGCUAGAAACUCCGGUCGCAGUGGGAUGCCAAAGCAAAACUUGAAGAACACCAACCCAGCGCUUACUAGUCCCAAGAAGAUCAAUAAACUCAGAAGUGACCAGAAAGAAAGAAAUUCCAAAAAUAUAUGAAUCUUCCCAUGACAAAGGUUACAAGCUGGUUAGAGUGGUAUAGGAAUAUUUCAUGAACCCAUCAACAUAAACAUGCAGUGUUGUAUUCCAGACAGACAUUAUUUGCAGCAAUCUACUUUUAAACGAUUUGUUUUAAGCCACAGAUACAGCUUUGCAUUAACAUGUGGUGGGUUGAUGAAAGCCAAUUGUUAUGUUUAGCAUGUGUUUAGCACAACCAGUCAUAGUUUACCAUUAAGCAUCUGGAUAGGUUUAGGCUCCCAUGACUUAAACAUGUGUGUGGCAGAAAUUGGUCUACAUACAUACGAAGUCUGGCUUUGCACAUGUGCUCCAAAAGGGACAGCCACUAUUAUUUUCCUCUCUAUAGUGAGCCCCACCAGGCACAGUGGACAAUAUCAUCUUUCGGCAUUCAUUGUAACAAUUAUAGCAAAAGAGGAGCCACACCCUCCUCUUUCUCUGGUGUUGUUCUGCAGAAGUGGGUGGGAAUGAGAUGCCAUGUGCCAGAUAUGUGCUGCACCCUCUCAGCAUAGCCUGUGGCUGCCAUGUCAAAACAGCUUUGCCAUCAAAUUGUAUGUUUGUGUUUAGCAAAAACAUCCUAAAUCAAACUUCUUUUUACUUUGGAUCAGGUUUUGUUAGAAUUGUUAAUUGUUGUACUUCAAAAUCGGUAUGGGGGGCUAAUUGAAAGCUUAGGAAUUAUAUCUACAUAUUUGCCACAUGUAGCUUCAUGUACAGCCUCUGCUGACUUCUUUUCAGUAGAGCAGCUUACUUCCACCCCACUGUUCCCACACCCAUUGCACUACAGUAUAUGAGAAGCUGCUAUUGAACCCACACCCCCAUCCCAUUCGAUGCAGCAGAGACUGGAUGCUGCUAUUCAUGCCCUAUGAUCAUGAUUCAUAGCUUUAUACAAACCAGGUCAGGUUUUCCUCUUUGGGUUGGUGUUGAGGUUCUUUGUCUUCUGUAUCUGACACUGGGAUUCAGUUGUGCAUGUAGGAUUUUUGGACUGUGGUCCCACAGUGUUUACAUAAGUCCCACUGGUUCUACAUUAUGAGUAUGAUCCAGAGAUAAGCACACAAAAGGUCACUUAGCUGGGCAUUUUUGUUUACAGUUACAUUCCUGUAGAAUUGCCAAUCUGCAACCUGUGUUCUAAACACUGGGGUGCUUUUUAAAAGAUAAUUUGAGUUUUCAUCAAUGGGAAGUUCUGAAAUGUAAAUGUAAGCAAAAUAUCUGGCUGUGCAUGGUUGCAUGAGAGGAUCUUGUGGGGCUGGGACCAAUGUGUUUAGUAUCGGGGGAAAGUCUUUAGUCAAAGCAAGCUCACAAAAGCUUCUUGUUUUUACAGGAAGAAAUAAUUUAAUUUCUUGCUCCCUAAUUUUAAAGGCAUUUACCUGUAAGGGGUACAUACUUCACCAUGUUUUCCCCCCGUUAUCCAGGCAAAUCUGGUUUCCUCCCGCUUUUGCUAAUUCUGCAAGUUUUUAUGUAGUGCCAGUUGUGCAAAGUGCUGAUUGGCUGGCAGCUGAAUGUGCACAACUAUGUUUGGCUGUUAUGUGUGAUCUCUCCUCCUUUUCCUGUCCCCAGAGUGCUUAAUAUUUUAUGUGGAUUUUUUUAAAAAACAAAAAAGGUAUCUCAUGUACAUCCAUAUGUUUAUCCAUUCAUCUGGCAGCAUGUUACUGUUUUUUAAGCAAAAUCCAUUUGCAAAAUUGGUUUAGGAGAGGGUUUUAUAGCUGAAAGCCAAUCGGUCUGGUGCAAGCUGACUCUGCUGCAAAACCCACUAUUGUCCUUCAUCCUCGAUCCUGGAGGGGCAUAAGUAUGUCUGCCCAGAACUCAGUGAAUACACUUGUAAAGUGUAGCAACAUCUGUUUCAAACAUUUCAGUGUAUGCUAUUUUAAGAAAUAUU